This is a messenger RNA of Colletotrichum lupini, 1998 nucleotides long. RefSeq lists its product as uncharacterized. Bases 1 to 1998 code for a protein of 665 amino acids. The transcript is spliced from 2 exons. The record is from RefSeq and is a predicted model, not a curated record. Lineage: Eukaryota; Fungi; Ascomycota; Sordariomycetes; Glomerellales; Glomerellaceae.
AUGCCUCGGCCGACGACGGACAGGGUCAUCCACGACUACACCGCAAAGAUCCUCCCCGCGACAAUGAUCCUCACCCUCGUCAUCUUCACCGUCGUCGUCCUAGUCUACAGCAUUGGUGAAAAGGCCGCCGUGCCCCGGGACGCCGCCGUCGCUUUCGCCGGCAUCGUCUUUGGCUUCUCGGGGUUGUGGCUGUUGGGACACCUCGUCAUGUACUGCCGCGGCGCGCAGGCCGUCUCGCCUCCGCCUCUGGCUUUGCCUCUGCCUCUAACGGGAAUUGCGACUGGGAUCGGUGACACAGCGAUGGCUGUCCCUCAGGUCCCGCGGGCGGCUGUUGAAGUGGUUGUGCCUCCCACGGUUCAUCUCCACCACCACCAGCAACAGCAGCAUCAACGGGUUUAUCAGCCGCCGCAAGGUUUCCCCCCUCAACUUCAACCUCACUCACAACCGCAGGAUCAGUCUCACCGGCAGGUACUACCACCGCAGCAAAAAAAGCAGCACCAGCAACAGCGGGACCACCAACAGCACAAACCACAACAGCGCGAGCAACAGCAACACAGGGGCCAGGAGCGAGAGCAACAAGCAGAAGCCGAAGGGCCGGUACAAUUAGGCCGGGAGGAACAGAGAGAGCAUGAGUCCCGUCGGAGACUAACAGACCAUGAACCAUACAUCAAAGAGCCGCCUUAUCCCGAGUCACCCCUUGGAGCAUAUCAAGGGGGGUCGCAGGAAGAACCAAAGAAGCCAGCGCAGCAACAACAAGAUCAGCGGAGGCAACAACAGGUAGAGCAGCAGCAGCCGAAGCAAGGACGUGAGAUCUCCGGGCCUCUCGAGAACGUAUGGCAGAAACGACCAAGCGCCCCCGAGAACCAGCCUGCUCCCGUAACGGUCCCCGGCCCUGUCCAGCAAAGACAGCAGCCAAAGGGACCCAGGACUAUGACGGGGAAACCACCCGAACCUCCUGAGCGCGUAUCCAGCCUCCAGAAGUCGUUACCCGGAACGUCGUCCCGAAGACAUCGCAGCUCGAGCUUGAGUAGCUCGCGGGUUAACCGGCCUGGCCAGCUAUCGAGGGGAGCAUCGAAUAUUCCAAGACCUUCUCGGGGUGGACGUCCAGAAGACACUCCCAGCGCUCCUUAUGAACGAGGCCGUCCACGGGUAGAUCGCAGUCGUCCAGUCCAAAACCAAGACAUCGAACCAGAACCCAGGUCUGCUUCGAUCAGAUCGACGAGUUUGGACUCCGCUACGCAGGCAUCUUUGAAGGUGAAUGCGGCCCCUGAAACUUGUGAGAGUCCUUGGAGGGCUGACUCAGACCAGCCCGCCCCCUUGAACAUCGCGAAAGAGUCACCAUCCAACCUUGGGAGGCCGAUUGAAGAACCAAGAGUCAUCAGUGGCCGCGCCUCUCUUUCAAGUCGACGAUCCGACCAGCUUGAAUCUGGCCCCCGGAGUCGAGGAGCGCAAGGCCAGACCGUUGCCAAAAACAGGGCACCAACUAUUCGCGAGGUGCCUCCAACGCCACCGAACGAGUUCGCAGCUCCCGUUCAGCCCGCUCAAGACGAGGUACGUGAUCGAUCCGUCCCUUCUUCUGUAGCCUCUUCUUCAUCUUGGUCGCCUUCUCUUCCCCCUUCUCGUACCCCGCCAGCGCGCAGACCUCCUCCGUUGGAUUUUGACGACAUGGGCAUCAUCCCGACACGCGAAUCGACAGUACGUGAGGACAUCCGCCAAUCUAUGUCCGACCUUGGGAAAUCCAUACGUCGUUCUUUCACUAAUUUUCGUGUCAGCAAUUCUGAUAGCCAUGGGAAGCCUCGUAGUAUCAUGACGGGCUUUCAGACCAAUGUCGUCUUCAUGCCAGACUACAACUUUACGGCCACUGAGCUUCUUAAUCCCAUAUGUCACGAGAAUGGAAGUUUUCCUUUCCUGGGUUCGGAUGACGCGGGGCAGUGGCUUAUCAAGCUUGUAGAGCUGGCCGAAUCAUCUAAUGAGGCCGAGGGUGAUAUUUUGGAAUAG